Phanerochaete carnosa HHB-10118-sp is the source of this 3451-nucleotide messenger RNA. RefSeq lists its product as uncharacterized. The coding region runs from base 48 to 3425 and encodes 1125 amino acids. The transcript is spliced from 15 exons. Gene Ontology annotation, cellular component: mitochondrion; cytosol. Gene Ontology annotation, biological process: peptide catabolic process. Lineage: Eukaryota; Fungi; Basidiomycota; Agaricomycetes; Polyporales; Phanerochaetaceae. The record is from RefSeq and is a predicted model, not a curated record. Gene Ontology annotation, molecular function: metal ion binding; metalloendopeptidase activity.
AUCGGCGCCCCACCAAUCCGAUAAGGCUUAGUCGCUUGGCUGCCACUAUGGCAAUCCUUCAGAACGAGUGGGAGCAUGUCGCCGACUCCAACACGUCCCCGUACUUUGUCUACACGAAGCCUAUCUGCAAGUCCGAGCAAGAUGACCGAGAGUAUAGGAUCAUCAAGCUCGAGAAUGGCCUCGAGGCCAUGCUUGUGCACGACGCGAAGGCAGACAAGGCAGCUGCUAGUCUGGACGUUUCUGUCGGACACUUGCGCGACCCAGAUGACAUGCCUGGAUUGGCUCACUUUUGCGAACACUUGCUGUUUAUGGGUACUGAACUUUAUCCUCGGGAGAAUGAGUACUCUGAGUAUCUCGCAAAAAACAACGGUCACUCGAACGCAUACACUGCGACAUCCAACACCAAUUAUUUCUUCAAUGUCUCGACUGGGGCUCUGUCUGGUGCCCUCGCUCGUUUCGCAGCCUUCUUCCACUGCCCGCUCUUUGCUCCCUCGUGCACUUCACGAGAGCUAAAUGCGGUGAAUUCGGAGCACAACAAGAACCACCAGUCCGAUAUUUGGCGAAUGUUCCAACUGAAUAAGCACCUGACCAAGCCGGGACACUGCUGGAGCAAGUUCGGUAGCGGAAACAUCGACAGUCUAUCGAAGAACGCUCGGGAAUUGAAGAAGAAGGGCAUCCUGAAGUCAAAUCCAAACUCUGUCAGUGGAUCUCCGGCGAGCAGUUUGGCCACCACGCCUGCGGUUUCUCGGUCUGCGUCUCCUGCGCCAUCGACUACUUCCACUACCUCCACUUCUUCUCUUGAGCUUGAGGGAGACGGCGGGCCUAUCGGACGCGAAAUUCGGAGAAGGCUUGUGGAAUGGUGGAGUCAAGAAUACUCUGCCAACAGAAUGCGCUUGUGUGUUAUCGGCAAAGAACCUUUGGAUGAACUGUCCGUAAUGGUUGGUCAGCUAUUCUCGCCCAUUCGGAACCAGGAUGUCGAUGCGUUGCCGUUGAUUAACGACCAUCCGUUUGGAGCCAAUGAGACUGGCACUUUAGUCUCCGCUCAUACCAUCAUGGACAUUCACGCCGUGGAAAUUUCCUUCCCUUUGGCAUACCAAGCGCCUCUGUGGCGUCGGCAGCCAGCAAGCUUCAUUUCUCACUUCGUGGGGCACGAAGGUCUUGGCUCGUUGCACUCGUAUCUGAAGAGCAAGGGCUGGGCAACUGCUUUGAGUUGUGGUCCGCAGCCGCUUGCCAGAGGGUUUGCGAGUUUCCGCGUCACCGUUCAGUUGACGAAGGAGGGCUUUGAGCACUACAACGAAGUCAUUUUGUCAGUCUUCAGGUACCUGUCCAUGAUGCGCUCCUCCAAAUUCCCUGCCUGGUACCAGCAGGAAAUGAGCCAGCUCCGUGCGAUUCGCUUCCGCUUCCAGGAGAAACGUGCGCCAGAUGACUACGCGGUCUGGAUCUCCGACCACAUGGCCUGGCCGGUACCUCGCGAUCAGAUCUUAUCUGGUCCACAACUCGCCGAGGAGUGGGACCAGGAUGGCGAGCCCGAAAUCCGAGAGAUUCUCGAGGGUCUGAGGAUCGAGCGAGGCCGGGUAUUGCUCAUGGCAAGGAAAGAAGAGCAUGAGCGCGUCAGAGGCUCUGCUGAAUGGAACAGUGAACCGAUCUACGGUACGCCUUACUACGUGGAGCGCUUCGACAAAGAGUUCGUUUCAAAGGCUGAAAGUCCCAAUGACAUCAAAGAGUUUCAUCUUCCUGGGCCUAAUGAGUUCAUCCCGACGAACUUGAACGUCGAUAAGCGCCCUGUAGAUAAGCCUGCGGAGCGUCCCACCCUUGUGCGAUCUACACCGCUGUCAACAUUGUGGCACAAGAAGGAUGAUCGCUUCUGGGUGCCCCGCGCGCAAGCCAUUCUGGAUAUUCGAACUCCCGUUGCGUACGAGUCCGCCAGAUCUUCUGCUAUGACUCGCCUCUACACAGAAUUAGUGACCGACUCGCUCACUGAGUAUGCCUACAACGCCGACCUCGCGGGCCUCACCUACCAGUUUGAUUCACACAACUUGGGAGUCUACUGCACUCUCAGUGGUUAUAAUGACAAGCUCGACGUACUUGCAAAGGUUGUGUUCGAGAAAGCACGGAAUCUCGUGAUUACGCCGGACCGACUACACGUCGUCAGAUCUUCGGUUACUCGGGAUUGGCAAAACUUCUUCAUGGGCCAACCCUACCGGACAUCUGACUAUUGCGGUCGCUAUCUCAUGACUGAGAAGCAGUGGCUAGUGCACGAGAAGCUCGCUGAGUUGCCAUCGGUCACUGUUGAAGAGUUGCAGGCUCACAUCAAUCGAGUAUUGGCCAAUAUUCGCAUACACGCCCUCGUGGUUGGUAACAUGUACAAGGACGAGGCAAUACGACUCGUCGAGACCGCGGAACACUCGCUCAGGUCAUCGAGCAUCUCAACGCCGAUCGAUGAAAGAGGACUUAUUCCGCCAGAUGGCGUUAAUUCCGUCUGGACCACAUCGGUGCCGAACCCAAACGAACCAAACUCGGCUUUGACGUACUACGUUCACUUGGGCAGCCAAUUGGAGCCUCGCACACGCGUCACUGCCGCCCUGCUCACGCAGAUCCUUUCUGAGCCAGCAUUCAACAUCCUGCGGACUCGAGAGCAGCUCGGUUACAUUGUCUCAUGCGGACAGUGGAGCUCUGCGGGCCAGAGCGAAGUUGGCAUGCGAAUCAUUGUGCAGAGCGAACGUGCGCCAGCGUAUCUCGAGGAGCGUGUCGACGCAUUCUUGAACGAGAUGCUCACUACGCUGGAGGUUAUGAGCGAGGAGGAGUUCCUCGAGCACAAGCACGGUCUGGAGAAGAACUGGACUGAAGAUCCCAAGAAUCUUAGGGACGAGGCGCACCGGUAUUGGACUCCGAUCGACUACGGCUACCUCGACUUUUACAGGAGGCAAAUAAAUGUCGAGGAACUGCGUUCGAUCAAGAAAGACGACAUCCUUGCUCUCUUCAAGAGUCGCGUGCACCAUUCGUCGCCGACCCGGGCGAAGGUUGCCGUACAUCUUAAAGCGCAAAAGUCGCGGCCAAAGCGGAUGAGCGAAGCGGCUCUGGCAUCUUUCGCAGAAGGCUUGGAAGAUAAAAGCAUCGUUGUCGAUCAAGUCAAGUGGAGGGAGGAGCUAUUCGCUCAUGGAGAGCCGCUUCAAACCGAAGCGACCGCAUACUGGCAACGCACGCUGGCAGAAGAAGAAUCGCUUUCUCCGGAGUCCGCGAAGAACCUCCUUGGAAGCUUGGCGACCUAUGCUGAAGCCGCUCCGGCGGUAAGUGACUACGAGGGCAGCUUGAGGGAAGGCACGGAAGAGGUGGAAGAUCCGAAGGCCUAUCGUUCUCGUUCACGAUUGACGGAUCCUCCGAAGCCUGUCGUGGAGUGGGGAGAUCUUCCUCAUCCUAAGCUUUAGUGUCCCAGCAGUAGAAUUGCUGUAAU